This is a messenger RNA of Phyllotreta striolata, 12240 nucleotides long. The record is from the annotation of a GenBank genome assembly. NCBI's taxonomy places the organism in Eukaryota, Metazoa, Arthropoda, Insecta, Coleoptera, Chrysomelidae.
GGACAGUGCGCGUACGUGCUCUAAGCGGUGGCUUCGCCCUAUGCGUAAUAUAAAUGAAUGGUUUAUUUGUUUGUAGAUUUUAAUAUAAGGUUGGAUAAUUUAGUGCGAAAUGGAUGUGCAGAGUGUCGUUAGUGGCCUGGGGCAUGUCCGGAAAAUGAUCCGUUGGCGAAAAAGGCGAGAUUAACCUCAUUUAGGAAAUAGCAUAGGUGCAUAGAAGUGCAGCAUGGUGAACAGCGCGACGAUCGACGCAAGCGCUUCUUCAGUCGGAAAAGAGGAUCGAAAUGCCACGAAAAUUUGCGCCCACCAAAAUCAAAAUGCACCGGCGGAGAUCCCGACGCGAUGUCGGUCCUCUCCUCGCCAAAAGAACGACCCAUCGGACGCGGUGAAAUCCGAAGAGAGCAAAAACUCGGAGGACGACAACACGCUCUGUUGCAGCGUGCCGUUAGAUAAGGUCCAAGGCGUUUUGAUCACCAUUAAUCACCCUAAAUGCGAUGAGCCUAAAUCCACGCGUAAAUUGCUUUGCUUGUACUGCGAGAGAUCCUUCGCCGGCUCGAACUUGCGAUCGAAGCACGUCGAACGCGUCCAUUCCGUUAAAAAGAACAGGCGGUUGAGUUCGAGGAAACAGCAACUCAACGUCACGCCGUGCAUUUACUGCGAGAAAAUAACCAGCGGCGAGAACACGUUGAAAGAGCUCUUCCACCACCUCGUCACCGAGCACUCCGACAGGUAUUUCGGGUGUCUCUGUUGCGAAGAGCGAUUCCUCACCAACGCGCUGCUCAGCGAUCACAUAGCGGUGUUGCAUCCCACCGUCGAGCUGUCGAAGACCAUCGUCGAAGCGGCGCAGCUGGAAGAUUUCGGCGUGAAGGUGACGCGCAGCCGGAUGAAGCCUCCGAAGGAGAAUCCGCCGGCGACGAGCAGAAAGGCCAAGCUGAAGGAUCUGCGCAACAAGAAGCUCACCGUGAAGAGUUCCCGAAUAGCGUUGAACAGGAGAGAAUCGAAAAGACUACAAGCUUUAGCGAAACUAAGCGACACUCAGAAGAAGAAGAAGCGACAGAAGCCAGCGGAGCGCAAGCAGAACAACGCGAACAAAUCGGAAACGAUGAAACUGAACAAGCCCGCUUCCAUUUGCGUGAAUCCCUAUCCCGAAUUCGACAGUUUCUUUCGCGUCAAGAAAAUCACCGAUCAUUCCAUAGACAACCUGAAGAUCAGCUCGCUGACGUUCGACGACGUCUUCGACAAGGCCUUCUUCAAUCGAAUCAAGUGCAAUAUAGAGGAGAACUUGCUGCAUCACAUCGAUGGGAAGCUGUUCGAAAACGAAGAGUCCGAAAGUCGAAUUUCCAAUUUCGAGAAAAUCUCCACCGCGCAGCCCGAAAUUCAAAAUGCCGCCUCCGAUAAUUUCGGCUGCGAAUUGUCGCUGAACGCCGUCGCCCCCAUAGCAGCUCUCUCGUUGAACUCGCAGUUCGGAGAGGAUUUCGAAUCUCAAAUCGAAUACGGUUCGAAGCCCUCGAAGAAGAAGACUCAAACUAAAAAGGACGAGGUGCAUUAUAAGUAUUUCACUAGACGCAAAUUUCAGGCCAGUAUUUUAGAACACAAGGAAAACCGCGAUCUCAGCAAACUCGACAUUUGGACUCAACUUGUGAUCAAGAAACGCCAGCAGAAGAUCAUCGAUGACAAGAAAACCGCCAAAGAAAUUCUCGAGUACACUGCCUGCGAUGAGUAUAAAAAUAAAAUGAAGAAGGAGGAAUUAAACAGAAUAUUAGAUAGAAGGGGGCCAUUCGAAGAUUUACGGGAGGAGGCUAACAAGAAAGCCGCGUUAGAUAAACUAAACUCUGUAUCAGAGGAUAGUAUUAGUCAAGAGAGCUUCUCCGAAGUCAGGGAAGUUCUCAAUGGAAUUUUAAACAGAGUUUUCGCUGUCACCGAACAACCUGCGGAAGCUUUUAAGCAGGCGACAAGCGCUCAGACUAGUUCGAAAUCAGAUCUCAGGGAAAUUCCCAGUUUUUUAAAUCUCAGAAGAGCGUCUUCUCUUCACUUUGACGACGAAAUUGAUCGAUCCGAUGCUAUUACCUUGAUUUGUUCGUCGCAAGAUACCGAAAAUUUCGAGCAUCCUAGUAACACGACUCGAGGCAAGAACGAACUUGCCGAAUUGUCUGGCGAAUGGGCCCGCUGUCGAAUGUACAUUUGCGCCGCUUGCGGUGCGAAACUACCAAAUAUGAAAUACCUCCUGGACCACAAAACCAUCUACCACCAGAACGUUUGGGUGCAGCAUUACGAAUUUGUCGGAAACCAAAGUGAAUUGUACAGGCAUUUGAGCAUACCGACCCUUGGCAAAGUCGGGUUUAUCGAGGACACUACCACGUGCAAAUUGUGGAGGCGCAGCGACGCCAGGACCUGCUCCAAAUGCUCGAAAAACUGCAACACUUUAGGCGAAUUGCACCGGCAUAUCUUAGAGUGCGGCGGCGAUUGGACUUGGAUGUUGGUUAGGAAAAAGUGCAAAUACAGAUACGGUGCUAAAUCUAGGAAAAAACGAAGAGGUACAGUAGUGAAAGUUCAUACGAAAAGAAAGACUGAUGAUUCAACGGAGAAGAAAAAGUGCACAUAUAACGGCCCUCGGCAACGGCCUAGUGACGCUGAAACGAUUCAAAGGAUGUUGGCGAAUUUACCCGCGAAACGUUCCACUCGGAAGUUGAUUUCGCUGUACGACGGGGUCAGACGAAGGCAGACGACGAAAUUAGACAACGUUAAACAGAAAAAAGUUAAAUGCGGUAAAGUUAUAUACGAUAAGUGCAGUAACAUUAAAGAGACGACCGAGAAAACGAUAAAUGCCGCGAUGCCUCGAGCGAAAUCUAAAAUGAACAACAAAUCAUCCAACGCCAGAUCGAUGAGGAGCUUAAACAGAGUGUUAUCGAGCCGAAUUUUGGACACUUCUGCCAAUCUAAACGUUAAAAGAAAGCUAAAAGCGUUGAAUGACAGACGGAAAACCAGAAAUUCGUUGAUGAUGGAAAAAGAAGGCGAGAAUGAUGCUGGCAUCAAAACGAAAGAGGCCAAUGAUUUGAACUCGAAUUCCUCUGCGCCCAAAAGGACAUCACCUAGAAGUACAAAACUCGUUAGGACUUUAAAACAUUUUACUGGAAACUCGAACAUUAAAUCGUACUUUCCCGUUAAGAAGCGAAAAUUGAAAGCAGCGGAGAACACCGACAUACAAACGCGAAGUAGAAAAAAAUCAAUUGAAGUAGGAUUCGAAUCGAAGAAUGAAAAAAUUACCAAUAAAAAGAACUCGAAGAAAGAAAAACCAACUCAAGUCGAAGACGACCCCAAGAAAGUGUCUAGCGAAGAAGACCAGGACUUGAGCAACAGGAAGAGAAAACUCAAGCAGAGUUUCAGGAAUGUCAUAAACAGAGUAAAAAGACUGAAAAUCGACGCAGCUCCCAAGCCUGAACCUGUACAAACUCAACUAACAGAAAAACCGCAAACCGCCACCAAGAAUCCUUUUUUAGACGAAAGAAAAGAAAAAGAAGUGUCAGUGAAGAUCGUCAUACCUUCCAAUAUGGAAGCAAAAGAAAACAUAGCUGACAUAUCAGAAACUGCCCAUACUGUGAUACCUUUUAACGGAAGCAACGAAGAUUCUCCAGUCCCCGAAAAUAUCUUCAAAUUAGAUCCGAGUAACGAGAAGAACUUGCAAGCCAAGGGCGUCGAGAGUCACCAAGACAAAACUGUUAUUGAAGAAAACGACAAAUUGGAAUCUACUUCACUAGAAACGUCCGCUAAACCAACCAAUUCUACGAACGCAGCUAAUGGUAAAGGCAAAAUUAGAAAACCCGCUAGAGGCUUAAACGACUGCAUAGCCAUGCUGACCUCGAAGCUACAACAAAAAACCAGCGUAGUGGAAGAAGUGGUCGCCAAACCGAGCAGUUCGAGUCCGAAAAUAGUGACGAAUCCAACGCCCCAAGUCGCAGAGUGCAUUUUAAAAAUUCCUUCUUUCAAAACUCAAAGCGAAUCCUUAGACGUGGCGCUAGACUUGAGCACUAAAUCCAGAACCAAACAGCAUCAAGAAUUUAACGAAGCUCUCCCUAAUAAAAAAGCCUUCACCAGGCCUGUCGUGGACUUUAGAUCGGUAGAAAGUAUCAUCGAUAACAAACAAAAAUUCGAUUCGAUUUGUUCGAUCGAUCGAACCAUCCAAAACGUCAUAGAUAGUCAUUCGAUGCAACAAAAAGCCCCGCAUAGAACAACAGUAGAUGAUAUCAUCGAUUACGUCAUUAACAUUAACGGUUCGCUGAUAGAUAACAAUAAUUUAAAUCGGUUCGAAGAGAUGGAGAAACUUCCCUUGCCUAAAUUAACUGAAGACACUUCGAAGGCUCCAGCAAUUGAAAGAUUAUUCGAAGCAACGAAGAAAUUCAUUCUGAUGAGUAAGCCUAAAAAGAAAAUUGAAACUGAUGAAAUCCAAGUGCCAACUAGUCAAUGUUACGAUGUCGAGGAAGAAUUUAAGCCGCGUAAUGUAGAAAAUAAGACUGUGCUUCCUCUGCCCGAUCUAGUCAAAAGUGCUGAAAUUAAUCAAAAUAAACACGAAAAGUCCGUUUUAAAUCUUCGAAACUUCAGGAAACAAAAUAGUAAACUCAAAACCACGCCGUUUCAAAACCAAUUCGAUUUUAUAAGUAUUGAAGAAGAUACAAACAAAGUGAAUGAAUCUAAAACUAACGAAGUUUGUUCAGUAAACACUGUUGAAACUGGUGAAAUAAAGGAAGAAAAUACGCUAAGCAGUGCUCAUAUUUCGAAUGAAGAAGGUGAAACAGCUUCAAACAAAACCAACAAGAAGAAGAAAAAGAAAAUGAGGAAAUUCCGAUUCACUAAAGCUAAAUCGAAAAAAUUAACGAAAACGCUAACAGAAAAUCAAGAAAUACCCGAAAAUUGCGGAACAUUAAUACUUGAAAAAGACACUCCAACAGAAGAUCCCGUUGAAGAUAAAUUAACAGUUCAAGAACCAGCAGAAACGAGUUGUGAAGUAUCCAAAUUAAAACCAGCGAGUACUUUAAUUAAACCAGCUGUACUUUCGAUAAUCAGCAUUCUGAAUCAAGAAGGAACGAAACAGAACCAAGACCAAACUAUCGAAUCGAAUGAAAAUACUGAAAUAAAAGAACCCGAGGAAUUCAAAAUCGACGACAAACUCUCUAAGCUGAAAAUUAAAAAGAAAGUUACCAAAUCGAAAAAGAAAAAGUUCGAAUUCAUCCCAUUAACCAAUAAGAUUUCCCCCAUUUCUGAAAUCAAUACUUGCAUUGAAGAAACCGAUAAUAAAGAUAUUGAUGAUAAAAUAUCUACCAAACUUACAGAUCAUAUUAAAGUGAAAAAGUCUAUAAAAAAUACAAAUAAACGUAAAUCUAAUGAAACAACGAUUGAUCAACAAUCGCCUAAUUUACAAGAUGAUUCAAACUUCGCUAAACAUCCUAUGGAAGCCUCAAAUAUUAACGAGGAAAACGAUUGUAAAAAUUCAGAAGCUACCACCAAAAUCGAUGAAGCAAGUACAGAUAUUUCAACUCUUGAUACUUCUAGCAAAGAGUCGUCAAUUGAAAUGCCUAAUAAACAAUUAAACACUCUUGAAACAUCAAAAAUAUUAACGAGACGUGCGAAAUCCGAAGCUGAAAGACCCAAAUCUGCCUUACCCGCCGCAAAAUCUAAAAAUAAAACCCAAACCUUUAAACAGUUGUCGAAAUCAACAUCAUUAGAACAAUUACCUGUAAGUUCUUUAAACGAAUCUGCGACUAGAGAAGUAGAAGAAUCCACAUCAUCUCCUGCAGGCGAUGAUGAUUUGCUUUCUCAAGAAAACAAGAUACGAGAAGCGAUUAGGAAAUCAAAUAAUUCAGUUACAUCACAGCAAGAAGAUUCUUCUACGGGUUACUCCGAAGAGAAUUCCAAUGAAAAUACAAACAAACCGAGAACGCGAAGUUCUAAUGCAGCUAUCCGGGAAAUUACAGAAAGGCCUUGUAGCGAACCUGAAGAUAUAAAUAGUACUAAAAACGUUCAGGAAGAUCGUGAGAAUAGCGUCACUUUGGUAGCUUCAGAGGGUAUUCUGGGAAAACUUGACAACACGGAAAGUUUGGAAAAAAUAGGAAGUGAGGAAUUGAGUAAACAAGCAAACGAUCCUUCGGAUAUCGAAGUCUGCGAAAUAAUGGAGUUUGCUGAAUCUUCUUUCCGUGGUUUAAGCAAUCCAGAGGCUCAGAUAUCCAGAACUACAAAUUCAAUAGAAUAUAACGAUAACAGUAUUUCGGAAAUUACUGAUACAUCCAAGGAAGAUUUCAAGCAAAACAAAAAAUCUAAAUCGAAGAAUUCAAUAUCUGCAUUAAACUCGGAAGCAUCAAAUUCAUCUUCUGGAAGACUAGUAGGCACUACUACUAGUGAACCGGACUGUUUGCCAGCGAAAUCGAGAAGAAACUCCAAAAAAUCGAACAUUGUUCAAGACAACCUCGUAUCUUCGACUGAUUCCGAAACGGCCAGAAAUCAAAAUAACUCGUUGAAUCUACUCGAUGAAAAUUCCUCAAUUCUUGACGCUGAUCCAGAUUUGAUCCAGAAAUUCGAGAAAGGGCUAGCGCAAGAAGCGCAAACAUCGAAUGGUCUCAUUGAAUAUUUAGCAUCAUCUGAAACUUACAUUCCUAUAAAUCCUUCACCUCAAGAGGAACUAACUCAAAAAUCCAAUAAACGUUGUAAGAAACCGAAAUCGAAAAAAUCGGUCAAAUCAAACAUCAGUUGCAAAAAUAGAGAAGUAAUUGAAAACGAAUUUGAUAACUCGGAAACGGUUAGUUUGGAAAGUCAAAUAAAAAAUUGCUUAGAAAGUUCAUAUUUAUCAGAAGAUUCAUCUGUUAAUAUUACUGAAAUUAGUAACGAUUCGCCUGAGAAAAUCCGAACAAACAAUAAAAAACCUAAAAACAAACACACUACUAAAAGAAAAAAUAAUAAUUCGGAAAUUCAGGAAGAUUUAUUCCCAAAUAAUCAAACUGAUACAGGAUUAAUGAAUAAUGAAAACCUCUCGAAUCAAGAUAACGAAUUAAAAGAUCAAACAACAGUUCCAGAAAUUACCCUUAUAUCAAAAGAAAAUCCUGAUUUAGAAGAUUCUUAUCAAGAAAAAUCCGAAGACAGCUCAACAGAAGACAUUACAUUCAAGAUAUUAGAAGAAAAAAUAAGAAACGCCAUCCGAAAGAGCUUGUUAACCAUGGAAAGCAAUUCAAACGGGAACAAUUUAAUCGAAAACAAAUUAUCAGACGCAUUAGAACCUACUGUCGAUGUAAUAUCUCAAUACGCUGACAUAACUGAAGAAUCUAAACCAGAAAAACCCGAUUCCAUCUCAUUCACUUCAGAUAAGAGCAAAGAAAAUUCGAAGGUGCUUAAAGAAAACCUUCCCAAGAACAACGCCGAUAAAAGAAGGGUGAAAUUAAAAGCGAGAAAAGGCAAAAAACGUUUAAUAAGAGCCCGGAAAUCCGCUCACAUUCAACCCGAAGAUCCGAUACAAGACAUUUCAAGCAGCGUGCUGGCACUCGAUGACAUCGAAUCAGUGCGUAAUGAAACCAACUCGGCGAAAGAACCGCCUAUUAAGAUAGUAAUCAACAAGAACAAAGCGCGCAGAAAGUCCAAAAGCAUUAAGAAAGUAGGACUUAAAGGCCAGAAUAAUUUAUUCGAAGACUUCGCUUUAGUCAUCAAGAAGAAAAGUAGAACGCCCAUCUUAACUUUCUCCCCGCCUAACGCUUUUUUUAAAGACGACGAUUACGCAGAGGAUAAACUGGACGAUUCUAUCGAAGAAAUGGACAUGGAACUCGAGGAAAUACCGAUAAAAUCCACUAUAAUCGAAACGCCCAAAGUAGACCUACCCCUAACAGAAACACCUAAAGAUACAACAAACCCGAUCGAAGAGCGGUGUACUAAAACCAAGAAAAAAGGGAAAUCGAAGAAGCCUAGAGAAAAAUCCGAAGAACAAAUUCAAUUUCAAGACGUCACCAGCAAUUUCAAUUCCGAAUUUACAGCGAAUUUCGCUUUAAACGAAGACGAUUUCUCGAGCGACGAUUUCGACGUGGACAAUUCCUUCGAAGAUUCCAUCAUUUUCGAAGACGACGCGCCCAAACAGCCUUCCGCAGACGCGGAAACUUUAUUCAAUAGAUUGAUAGAGAAUACGGACACCGUAAAACCUCUCGUGCUGAAGAAAGCCGAUAUUUUUACCGGAAAAGAGGAUGCUCAAUCCUCGGAAAGCGAAGAUUUAGUAACCGACGACAAGCAAUCGAAUAGGGUUGGUAAAUUGCCGAAAAAAUGCAAAAACAGCAAGAAAAUUAAAGCUGCAUUCACCGAAGAAGAAAGAGAUGAUUCGAGGCUAAAGAAAUCGGCCGAUGAAUUGCGCAAGGAAGAUAUCGAUAAACUCUACGACUUCUCGGAAACCGAAGAUUUCGAAUUGGAGAAACCGAUAGAACUGCCGAAGAGGUUACCGCGAAAGUUCGACAAUUUCGAAAAACCCGCCGAAACUGCGUCGGCGCAGGAAAAGCUCGAUGAAAGCAUCGAACAAAAAUCGAUUACUCCCGUGGAAAUCGAAGAGAAGAAAGGCGUCAGGAGCGCUAAAAUGAAAGCCCUAGAAAGCAUCCACGACGAGGCCUUGUCGGAAUUAGCAGACAUCGAUUUAAUAGAACAAUGUAAUAAAAAAUCCAUCAAAAAAACGAAGAAAAUUGAAAAGAACGCAGACAAAGAAUUCGCACAGAACACGCUUGAUAGCAUCACCGAAAACAAACCAAAUAAAAUGGAAAAUAUAAUGCAAAUCACCGACACAUUCACAUUCCCCAAAGCAGUGUUCGACAGCGAGGGGCCGCUUUUACAAGACCUAGUAGCCGAGCUCGACGGUUUAGAAGAACUAGAAAACAGCAUCGAAAGAGAACUCAGCGCCGACAAAACCUCAGACAAAAAGGACGAAGAACAAGCACCCACAAACGACCUUAAAGAUCCGUCCACCGAAGAUAACCAAGAACUAAGAAGAAGCAGACGCGGGUCGCGAAAAGUAGCCUCGUACAACGAAAACGAUCUGAUAGAUCCUCUUAUAGACGCAAUGGAAACUAAAAGAACAGCCAAAAAGAAAGACGACAAGCUCACAGUGGAUGCUAAAAAGAAAAAACUAAACAGCGAGCAGCUAUUCGAUAUGCUCAAAGCUUCUUCCAACGACAACGCUCCGACGCCCAAGCAAGACCUGAACCACUUCGACAACUUCAAGUCCAUCACCGACGAAAAUUUCGACAGUAUGUUCAAAAACAUCCUAGAAAAAGGCGCGUUCUUGGUCCAAAAGAAAGACUCUCUCGACAAAUUCGAGUUCACCGAGUCCUCCGAACCAGCCGAGCCGCUCAACGACUCGAAUUUCUGCGAUAUAUGCAACAAGCGCUUCGUCAAACUGGACAACCUGAUCAAGCACAGGCGCACUCUGACCCACAUCCAGAAGCUCUCCGAAAUCGAGGCGAAGGAAGCGGAAAAAUCGAAAAUCCUCUGCGCUCGCGAAGAAGAAACCAGCAGGGAAUCCGUAAUCGAAUUGGCACCGCCCGUCCAAUCGAACCACUCGUUCAAACUAGCCGACAUAAUCAGCGACGUUAUCGGCAAGGAAGAACCCAACCAAUUCCCCGAUAUCUUAGUCCAGAACGAAACUAAGAGAUACAAGAGCCUGGGCGAGCGCAAGAGCUUCGAUUCGGAAAACGUGCAACUGGCCGAACCCACGGAAACCAUCUUAGAAAAACAAAUCAGCUUGCUGGAGAAUAUCAUCGAGAACCAGGCCACUAACAACUACAUCGACGACAUUUCCUCGGACACUCCCACCGAACCCGGCUCUCCUUCGCCUCUUCCUCCGCAACCCAAGACCAUCGCCAGCUUCGCCAAACCCACGCAGUACGAGGAAAUAUCCGAGGACAGCGCGAAUUUGCGCACCUACGACGAUCCGAAACUGAGGAAAACUCUAAACAGAGACGAGGAAUUGUUCCUGGAGUGCUGCAGUCUCCUCAAAAGCGGCUCGGAAGUGUCCAACAGCUACUCCAGCAGGAAAGUCGCCGAUGCGCCGAGGUCCAAUUGGACGGAAAAGGAGGAUUACCUGGAAAAGAUACAUUCGAACGAUUAUUCGGAUAAUUCCAGAAUCCCCACGCCAUUGGGUAAUAGUUACGAUGAUGACGCGUCUAACUCUAACACUAUUUCCUCUAAUUGGGCUGUGGAUAUUUCGACUGAUGAUGAAAAUAACUAUGAUGUUGAUAAUGCUACUCCAACUCCCAGCGGUUUCUCUUUCGAUAGCUUAGAGAAAACCGAAGAACAAGAAGAUAGCGACGUUGGAUUCAAAGGGAUUUUAUACCCUAAAAGAACCGAAUCCAGCAGCGAUGACAUCCACGACAGUUCCUCUAACAACCGAAAAAUAAUCACCAAAGGCGCGAGGAAGGUCUUCGAGGGGCUCAAAGUAUCCAUACCAACAGAAGAACUGAAUAUGGACGAAGUACUGAACAACAGUCCGAAACUGCAAAAAUCUGAUAAGUUCGACGAAGAAGAUAAAGUAAUGUGUUCCCCGACAUCGAAGAGAAAAUCGAAGCCGAUAAAGAAGGCGCAAAUCGGCAGUAACCUGCUCUUCAAGGUUAACAAAAAGAAACUCCCGUCUCCGUGUUUACAGCCCCACGAACGGGACGACAAAGGCUACGACGUGUACGAUUUCGAGGAAACUCAAGACAACACUGACGUGUAUACGAAACCGAAUUAUCGCGCUUUCAGGACGAACAAAACCGAAGAAAACGGCAACGAAAGCGAAAGCGAACCCGCCGAAACCGAACCGAUCCUUUCGAGUGCUACCAAAAAAUCCAAAGCCCAGGAAAUCAUAACCAAAAACAAGUGCAUGAUAAUGGGCAGGAUCUUCAAAAACGCCGCCAAAUCUAAAGUCGAAGACAUAGACGAGGAAAUACGCAACAUCCCCGCUAUAGAUAACGAAGAAUUAGUCGAAAACUACGUAGCCGAAUGUAACAAAGUAAUAACAGACGAAUGCAAAAGCGAACCGGACGAGAAAACCAAACAACAAGUGAAGCUACCGAAGAAGCAAGAAAAGAAGAAACUCAACAAACACAAAGGCAAAAAGCGAGUACGAACCACCUCCGAUUCCACCGACGACGAAUUCAAAUUGAACAAAACCAACAAGAGGAAAACGAACAGAAAGAACGGCAAAGAGGAGGACAAUUGCAUCAAUUUGGAGCAGGAAUUGAAAGAAUGCAUAGGGGUGGCCAGCAGGAAGAGCCAGAGGAAAUGCACCUCCGGCAAACAGAACGUUCUAGUAGAAUACUGGAGCUCCGAUGACUCCCAGUUCGAAGCCAUGCUGGAGAAACAGAUUAUAAAAGAAAUCGAAUCGCAACCGCCCGCCGAAAUUAAAAAACCGAUAAUAGAAAAAAAGAAACCGAACAAAAAGAAAACCGUAGAUAAUCAAACGGCGGAAGCGAAUAACUCUAAUAGACGUAAACGAGCAGCUGUGAAUCCUUUGUAUCAUUGGUCCAGUUCGAGCGAGGACGAGGCCAGUGAUUUGAUCGAAGUGAAACCAUUGCGGGAAGGCUUGGAAGAGGACGAAGACAGGCCUGUGCAGCACGGGUGGAUAGUAGGGGACUCUCCGAAGAAACUGGUCACGAUGCUGGCGCAGGCCAAAGGCAAGAAAGCCGAUGUAGAGAGCGUGAAGGAGCAGAGCAAAAAACGGACUAACACGGUUAGUUGACGGUAGAUGUGAUUGUAUUUUGUGCAGGACGCAAUUUUUUUUCAAUUUUAGUGCACGAUAAUUUUUAAUGUAAAUUAAUGUGCUAGGGGUUAUAAAGAGAAUUGUACAGUUUCCUUUUAGUAUUAAGACGUGGAAUUAUAUUAAGGGGCAGCUUAACAAAAUGUGUACCUCUAUAUGUCCUAUGUUAAAUGUCGUUUAAUAUGAAACUAAAAUGUUAAAUGGUGUAAUUUUUUCUUUCGAUUCGAUAUUCGAAUAGUCGUUUUGGAUUAUAUAUUUCAUAUCUUUCGCGAUUUUUAAGAAAAUUUAUAAUUGUGUUCAAUUGGUGCCAGAGAGAUUAUUGAUUCCAAUAAAAACGAUUAAUUGCUUUUCUACUUUUCAGUAUCCUAACUAGAUUUUUAUUUUAGUUUUCUUGAGAAAUACUUUUUUGUUAAUUUUGAUAUUUAUACAUAUAGAUUGUUUUAAAAUAUUGUUAAUGGGUAAUAGCUGCCAAUAUUGCCAUUUUAUAUAAAGAGAUCGAUGCA